AGGCGCCGGAGGGGGGGGUGCUGGGCGAGGACUGGCGGCGGAUCUUCUUCUCCCCGAGGCAAAGGAGGGAGCCAAGGCGAUGGGCGAAGCGCAGACCGCCUAGUAGGAUUGAUCCUCCUUCAACCAGGCCUUGCUGAUGAUGAAUGGAACAGCCAAUGUGAACGCAGCCGGACGAAGCCAUUAUGCCUCCUCUAUACCUGUUCCCAGAGCUGCAUCCCACAGCAAGAUACACACUCUGGCAGCAUCGCCCAAAUUGCCCCCAAGGCAGAACAGUGUGGGAGCUGUUCCCUCGCAGAAGGCAUCAUCACCCAGGACAGGGAAGGGGCUGGUUAGCUCGAGCAGUGGAGCUCCAAAAGGAUCCAAGCAAAAGCUGGUCCCAAAGACUCCCGCAGCUGCAAGCCCUGGGCAGGAGAAAUCGGAGGCAUCUGAGAGCCAUGGUGGGUCAGAUGGGAUAGAUUCCAGCCUCAGCCUGAGCAUGGUGUCUGGCUGUAGCAGUCCCCGGGGGAUGCAGAGGUCCAGCUCCAGAACUAUUGGGGCAACUAAGAAAGCUGCUGUUCAAGCAACCGAGAGAAGCAAGGACACCACAAAACAUGGGGAAGACAGUAGCAGCCGCGGUGCCAAGAAGGGUCUUGGGAAGCCCAGUACAAUUCCUGAACCUGCAAAAACCUCUCACCUCCCAGGAAAGAGCCCUUCCUAUCUCAGCUUGUAUAGUGAGACUUUGUUGUCCAGGUCUUCAGAGGGAUCCACCACAAAGAGGCCUCAGAGUUGUCCUGUAAAAGGUCAGUGGGCCUCAGAAGCCAAUGGGAAAGGAAGUGGAAUGUCUAAGCCAGAGGAAAAACCUCAGGUGAUCUCACUGGACACAAGCAACCUCAAUAAGGGCCCUGUGCUGCACACUGGGCCUAUCAGUUUUUCCUCUGUGCCUCAACACAACCAUCCCAUCAUGGCCACGGUAGCCCCGUUCCAUUAUCGGCGACAGGGUGAGAAAGAGAGGAGCAGCUCAUCUAAAGAGGAGUCUGCAUGUGAAGAGCAGCAGCCCAACCUUACUGAAGGGCCUGAACAUAGAUUGAGAAACAUGGAGGCUGGGCUUUUAAAUGGUUUCCUCGCGGCGGGCGGGAAGAAGAUGCUUGGCAGCGGCGGCGGCAGCAACAGCAACGACGUCAGGAGGCUGCAGCGCGACGCGGAGCUGAGCGGCGACGAAGGGCCCGAGGAGGCGCUGAGGGGCUACAAGAAGCAGGCGUCGGCGUCGUCGGGCGACGGCAGCAACAAGGCCAUGAUGCAGAAGCGCGGCAGCGCAAAGGGCCCCGGCGGCGUGGCGGCGCCCAAGGCGCCGGCCGAGCUGAAGGUCUUCAAGGCCGGCAGCGUGGAGGGCCGAGGGCCGCUGGCCUCGAACCUGCGCAAGCAGAAGUCGCUCACCAACCUGUCCUUCCUGACGGACAGCGAGAAGAAGAUGCAGCUGUACGAGCCCAAGUGGAGCGACGACAUGGCCAAGGCGGCCAAGGGCUUCGGCGGCCGGAGCCUCAAAGGCGGCAAGGAGGCGCCGCCGCUCAUGUCCAAGAACCUCUCGCGCUCCGAGCACUCGCUCUUCCAGGCCAAGCUGGCGCCCUCGGCCGCCGGCAACAAGCCUCCGCCGCCGCUGGCGCCGCUGCCCUCUAACCUGGGCAAGCCCAGCCGCAUCCCGCGAGGGCCCUACGCCGAGGUCAAGCCCCUCAGCAAGGCGCCCGAGGCCGGCAGCGGCAGCGACGACCUCAAGUCGGACGACGAGAUCCUCUCCAGCAAAGGCAAGGCGGCGCAGCAACAGAAGCAGCAGCAGCAGCAAGCGGCCACCCAGCCGGCCGGGAAAGGGGCGCCGGCGGAGGAGAAGGCUUUCCUGAAGGUGGAUCCCGAACUGGUGGUCACGGUGCUGGGCGAUCUGGAGCAGCUGCUCUUCAGCCAGAUGCUCGAUCCUGAAUCCCAGAGAAAGAGGACAGUACAGAAUGUGCUUGACUUGCGGCAGAACCUGGAGGAGACCAUGUCCAGCUUGAGGGGCUCCCAAGUAACUCACAGCUCGCUGGAGAUGACGUGUUAUGACAGCGACGAAGCCAACCCCCGCAGCGUCUCCAGCCUGUCCAAUCGCUCCUCUCCCCUCUCCUGGCGCUAUGGUCAGUCCAGCCCCCGCCUGCAGGCUGGAGAUGCCCCUUCAGUGGGUGGGGGAUGCCGCUCGGAAGGCACUCCCAGCUGGUACAUGCACGGGGAGCGAGCUCAUUAUUCCCACACCAUGCCCAUGCGCAGCCCCAGCAAGCUCAGCCACAUUUCCCGCCUGGAGCUUGUGGAGUCGCUUGAUGCUGAUGACGUCGAUCUCAAAUCUGGGUACAUGAGUGACAGUGACUUAAUGGGCAAGACCAUGACUGAGGAUGAUGAUAUCACCACAGGCUGGGAUGAGAGUAGCUCCAUCAGCAGCGGCCUCAGCGAUGCCUCUGACAAUCUCAGCUCAGAAGAGUUCAAUGCCAGCUCCUCGCUCAAUUCCCUGCCUUCCACCCCCACGGCUUCUCGCAGGAACUCCGCCAUAGCGCUGCGCACGGACUCUGAGAAGCGCUCACUGGCAGAGAGUGGGCUGAACUGGUACGGAGAGCCAGAAGAGAAGGCUCAGAAGAAGAUGGACUAUGACAGCGGGAGUCUGAAAAUGGAGCACAGCUCUUCCAAAUGGCGACGGGAGCGCUCGGAAAGCUGUGACGAGGCUCCUGCCAAAGGCGGAGAUCUGAAAAAGCCAGUCAGUUUGGGUCCACCGGGCUCCUUGAAGAAGGGCAAGACUCCCCCUGUGGCAGUGACCUCUCCCAUCACCCACACAGCCCAGACCCUCAAAGUGGCAGGUAAACCUGAAGCAAAAGCAACAGACAAGAACAAGCUUUCUGUGAAGAAUGCUAGCCUGCAGCGCUCAUCGUCUGAUGCUGGCCGAGAUCGGAUUUCAGAUGCCAAGAAGCCUCCUUCUGGGCUGACCCGGACCACAACUUCCGGCUCUUUUGGCUACAAGAAGCCACCUCCUGCAACUGGCACUGCCACGGUGAUGCAAGCUGGUGGCUCGGCCACCCUUGGUAAGAUCCAGAAGACCUCUAGCAUCCCAGUCAAGCCAGUCAAUGGAAGGAAAACAAGCUUGGAUGUCUCUAAUGCUGGGGAGCCUGGCUUCAUGGCCCCAGGGGCCCGCACCAACAUCCAGUACCGGAGCCUGCCACGCCCUGCCAAAUCUAGUUCCAUGAGCGUGACUGGUGGGCGCAGUGGGCCACGGCCAGUGAGCAGCAGCAUUGACCCCAGCCUGCUCAGCACAAAAGGGAGCAUCAGUGUCUCGCGGCUGAAAGAGCCCUCUAAGAUCGGCACAGGCCGGAGCACCCCAGUGCCAGUGAAUCAGACGGACAGGGAGAAGGAGAAAGCUAAAGCCAAAGCUGUGGCCCUGGACUCUGACUGCGUCUCACUCAAGAGUAUCGGCUCCCCUGAAAGCACCCCGAAGGCUCAAGGUGGACACCAGACUUCUGCUAAAGUGGCUGAGUUGCCACCAACUCCACUCAGGUCAGCUGCCAAAAGCUACGUGAAAGCUCCUUCUCUGGCCAACCUGGACAAGGUGAACUCCAACAGUCUGGACCUCCCUCCCUCCAGCGAACACCAGAUGCACGGUGGCAAACUGCACGAGCCCCAUCCAGCUGCAGCAAACGUGGGCCCCCACCUCACAUCGUGCUUCACGCCAAGCCCUGCUCCGGUCCUUAACAUAAACUCUGCUAGCUUCUCCCAGGGCCUGGAGCUCAUGGGAGGCUUCAGCAUCCCCAAGGAAUCCCGCAUGUACCCCAAGCUCUCAGGGUUGCACAGGAGCAUGGAGUCCUUGCAGAUGCCUAUGAGCCUGCACAGCCCCUUCUCUGCAGGCAAUACAACUGCUCCCACCACUGCUCCCACCCCUCCCAUUGUGGCUGCUGAGGAGGAACCCAGUGAGAUGUCCUGGACGGGGAGCCCCAGGAUCACACACCUGGACAGCUCUAACCGUGAUCGGAAUACAUUGCCCAAGAAGGGACUAAGGUAUCAAAUCCAGUCCCAGGAAGAGGCCAAGGAGAGGCGGCACUCCCAUACGAUUGGAGGAUUGCAGGAAUCAGAUGAUCAGUCUGAUCUGCCUUCCCCUCCUGCUCUCUCCAUGCCAUUGGUUGGAAAGACACCACUCACUAAUAUUGUGACCCCCACGGCAGCCAACACCCCGAGGAUCACCCGCUCCAACAGCAUCCCCACCCACGACUCCACCUUCGAGCUGUACAAUGCAUCCCCCAUGGGCAGCACCCUCUCCCUGGCAGACCGGCCCAAGGGCAUGAUCCGUUCGGGCUCCUUUCGCGACCCUGUGGAUGAUGGUGAGAGUCCUGCACCCAGCCAGGAGGACAAGAGUCUCCUCCACAGUAAUAAUGUUCACGGAUCUGUGCUGUCCUUGGCGUCGAGUGCUUCCUCCACUUACUCCUCAGCUGAGGAGAGGAUGCAGUCUGAGCAAAUCCGCAAACUGCGCCGUGAGUUGGAGUCUUCCCAGGAGAAAGUGGCCACGUUGACAUCCCAGCUUUCAGCCAACGCGAAUUUAGUAGCAGCCUUUGAGCAGAGCCUCGUGAACAUGACUUCCCGUCUCCGACAUCUUGCAGAGACUGCGGAAGAGAAGGACACUGAGCUGGUGGACUUGAGGGAGACAAUUGAUUUCUUGAAGAAAAAGAACUCGGAAGCCCAAGCUGUUAUCCAAGGGGCCCUGAAUGGAACAGACAUUACACCCAAAGAGCUGCGUAUCAAGAGGCAGAACUCGUCAGACAGUAUAUCCAGUCUGAAUAGCAUCACCAGCCAUUCUAGCAUUGGCAGUGGCAAGGAUGCAGAUGCCAAGAAGAAGAAAAAGAAGAGCUGGUUGAGGAGCUCUUUCAACAAGGCUUUCAGCAUCAAGAAGGGCCCAAAAUCUGCCUCCUCCUAUUCCGACAUAGAGGAGAUUGCCACCCCAGAUUCUUCCGCGCCAUCGUCCCCCAAACUACAACAUGGAUCCACGGAGACAGCCUCACCCUCCAUCAAAUCUUCCAACUCCUCUUCUGUGGGCAUUGAUAAUACUGAGCUGUUCCAGGCCAAUGAAGAAGAGGAGCCUGAGAAAAAGGAGGUCUCAGAGCUGCGCUCAGAGCUGUGGGAGAAGGAAAUGAAACUGACCGACAUACGUUUGGAGGCCCUAAACUCUGCCCAUCAGCUGGACCAACUGCGCGAAACUAUGCACAACAUGCAGCUGGAAGUGGAUCUAUUGAAAGCUGAGAACGACCGGCUGAAGGUGGUCCCUGGGCCCUCGUCUGUGCCAAGCUCCAUCCCAAGUCAUGUCUUGAGCUCAUCUGCCGCCUCUUCCCCAAGGCGCUCUCUAGGGCUCCAGCUCACCCACCCUUUCAGUCCCAGUUUGACUGAUACAGAGCUUUCGCCAAUGGAUGGCAUCAGUGCUGGCACCCAGAGGGAUGAGGUGACACUACGAAUUGUAGUGCGCAUGCCACCUCAGCACAUCAUCAAAGGGGACCUGAAGCAGCAGGAAUUCUAUCUGGGCAGUAGCAAAGUGAGUGGGAAACUGGAUUGGAAAAUGCUGGAUGAAGCCGUCUGCCAGGUCUUCAAGGACUACGUCACCAAGAUGGACCCUGCUCUCACACUGGGGCUCAGCAUUGAGUCUGUCUAUGGUUAUAGCAUCAGCCACAUCAAGCGAGUCUUGGACACAGAGCCACCAGAAAUGCCGCCUUGCCGACGGGGUGUAACCAGCAUCGCUGUGACAUUGAAAGGUUUGAAAGAGAAGUGUGUGGACAGCUUGGUGUUUGAGACCCUUAUCCCCAAGCCCAUGAUGCAGCACUACAUAAGCCUUCUGCUCAAGCACCGCCGCCUUAUCCUUUCUGGGCCAAGUGGAACUGGCAAAACCUACCUAACAAAUCGUCUGGCUGAGUAUUUGGUGGAGCGCUCAGGCCGCGAAGUCACUGAUGGCAUUGUCAACACUUUCAAUAUGCACCAGCAGUCAUGCAAGGACCUACAGCUUUACCUCUCCAAUCUGGCCAAUCAGAUUGAUCGGGAAACAGGGAUAGAUGUGCCAUUGGUCAUUCUUCUUGAUGACCUCAGUGAGCCUGGCUCUAUCAGCGAGCUCGUCAAUGGAGCACUCACCUGCAAGUACCACAAAUGCCCCUAUAUCAUCGGGACAACCAACCAGCCUGUGAAGAUGACUCCAAAUCAUGGCCUUCAUCUCAGCUUCAGGAUGCUGACAUUCUCUAAUAACGUGGAGCCAGCCAAUGGCUUCCUGGUGCGCUAUCUACGCCGGAAGCUGCUUGAGUCCGACAGCGAUGUCAAUGCCAACCGGGAGGAGUUGCUGCGUGUGCUGGACUGGGUGCCCAAGCUCUGGUACCAUUUACACACCUUCCUGGAGAAGCACAGCACCUCUGACUUCCUCAUUGGUCCCUGUUUCUUCCUGUCAUGCCCCAUUGGUAUUGAGGAUUUCCGGACCUGGUUCAUUGAUCUGUGGAACAAUUCCAUCAUCCCCUACCUUCAGGAGGGAGCAAAGGAUGGGAUCAAGGUGCAUGGGCAGAAAGCUGCCUGGGAAGAUCCUGUGGAAUGGGUGCGAGACACGUUGCCAUGGCCAUCGGCCCAACAAGACCAGUCAAAGCUCUAUCACCUUCCCCCACCCAGUGUGGGGCCCCACAGCACUGUCUCACCCCCAGAGGAACGGAGUGGCAAGGAUACUACACCCAACUCUCUGGAAUCAGACCCCUUGAUGGCGAUGUUGCUGAAGCUCCAGGAAGCAGCCAACUAUAUUGAGUCUCCCGACCGAGAAACCCUGGACCCCAAUGUGCAGUCGACACUCUAAAGGUGACUGGAUCAGGAUGGGACGGAGACUGGAGUGAGCUGGUCUCGGCUGCCUUCGCUCCUCGUUCUUCUUUGUUUUCUUUUGUAUCUGGAACCUGUGGUUUGGAACAGAACACCACAGAUGGACGAUGGAGGAGGCCGCUUGACCCUCCGCUGCAAGAUACUGCUCCCCCACCCCCCAAUGAGUUUGGUGGUAGGAGAAUGAUGAUUUUUAUUCUUAGGCUUUUUGCCUCUAUCAUAAACUCCUGGGCUUUGCAGUAUGGCUGGGUGGGUGGCGGUGGUGGGACAUUACUAAAUCCCUCGGAUCCAGGGUUCCCAGCAUCGGAGUUCCUGUAUAGGGUAAAGACUCGAGACCUUGUGGAACUGGCCACUGCAUUGUUUGCAGGGCAAUGCCAGCAGGCAGGGCAACAGACAAGUUUGUGGUUCCCUAACAUGAGGAUCUUUUUAUAAAAAAAAAAGUAAAGAAAAGCAAAAACCCAGAAAGGAACCUGGAAGUAUCUGAGUAGAAGAGUCGCCGCUGCAGCAAUCCAGCUGUUGCCGUAACUGUUUCCCCUCCGGAUGCUUCCCUACCACAACAAACAUAGGCAAAGGCCUAGGACUGUUAACUCUGUCUUUGUACCCUCCUUAUUUAAUCUGCAUGAUCGUCCUUUUACAUUCAGACUUCCAAUAAACUCUGCAUUGUUUUC
Molecule: messenger RNA, 7523 nt
Organism: Podarcis raffonei (Aeolian wall lizard)
Lineage: Eukaryota; Metazoa; Chordata; Lepidosauria; Squamata; Lacertidae
Gene: NAV1
Product: neuron navigator 1
Exons: 32
Coding region: 137-6838 (2233 amino acids)
Biological process (GO): neuron migration; neurogenesis; nervous system development
Cellular component (GO): axon initial segment; microtubule cytoskeleton
Molecular function (GO): ATP hydrolysis activity
Source: RefSeq, a predicted model, not a curated record